Molecule: messenger RNA, 243 nt
Organism: Penicillium canariense
Lineage: Eukaryota; Fungi; Ascomycota; Eurotiomycetes; Eurotiales; Aspergillaceae
Exons: 1
Coding region: 1-243 (80 amino acids)
Source: RefSeq, a predicted model, not a curated record
AUGUCAAGCGACGCGUUAGAUGGUCCAAGCAUUCCCGAUAUCGAAUUGCCCCGCAUCGUGCAAAGCACUGUAGCUACUGUAGCCGGGGGCGAUUGUGAUUCGCGGUCCUGGGGAAACGAGGAAAUCACAUCCUCGGCAGGGUCCUCUGGCAGCUCAGCGAAUGCUGCACGGAUCGCCUGCACCAUCCCGGAAGAGGCAAAACAUGUCGUUCCCCCUCGCGCAGACAUCAAGAGGGAUAGGUGA